Molecule: messenger RNA, 1852 nt
Organism: Hemicordylus capensis (graceful crag lizard)
Lineage: Eukaryota; Metazoa; Chordata; Lepidosauria; Squamata; Cordylidae
Gene: OIP5
Product: Opa interacting protein 5
Exons: 5
Coding region: 189-773 (194 amino acids)
Biological process (GO): chromosome segregation; CENP-A containing chromatin assembly
Cellular component (GO): chromosome, centromeric region; nucleus; chromatin
Source: RefSeq, a predicted model, not a curated record
CGCUCUUCAACUUUGACGACAUCAGUACCGCCCCCUUGAACGGGAAUUCUGUAAUAUGAUUAGGUGGAGUAGAAAGACAGGCGGGAGACCCGUCCAAUCAACAAGGACAACCCGCCUCCCGUCUGACCGCGCCAGUUACAGAGCGUACUCUAAUUAGCUUUACAGGAAACGGGAGGAGUUACGUUUGAAUGCUGGCGGUAAGCAAGAUGGCUGUGCGGCGGCAGCUACAGCGGCUUUUCCAGGAGCCUCAAGUGGGUGGUGCAAUCACGGUGGAGCGACCAGAAACUGGGAACUGCCGCCAGAAGGAGCAGGACGCAAAAGUGUUGGCGAAGCAAGGAGACCAAGUCCCGGGGCUGCGGGGCUUCCGGCUGGAAAACUGUGUGGUCUUCCAGUGCUGGAAGUGCCGUGCAGUGUUGGGAGACUCGCUCCAUCUCUGCGCCCAGGAGGAGAAGCUCCGCCUUCUGGUUUGUUUCAAAGUCACAAAUAAUGUUGUUGUAGAAGAUUCUUUGAUGUUCUGUGUUGAAGGAGAUCUCACUGGAUGCACCUAUAACACAUUGUACUGCCGGUCAUGUGAGAAGGGCAUAGGCUUCCGACUCUAUUGUUCAACUUCACUGACUCACCUGCGAGGCUUCUUCUGUCUUUUUAAGGACAGCAUCAUUUGUUACUUGUUAAAAACGAAAACCACAGUUGACGCUUCAAAGAUGGCUUUUCCUCCUGUGAGUCUGAAGGAUCAUGUACAAAAGAUUACCACUGAUUCUUUAAGCACAAGAUGAGCUAUGUGGGAAUAGUAGCAUAAUUCCAGAAAACAGCUGGUGUGUUCUAGAGCAAAAACCAUGGCAACUAGUAGAAGCUGGUUACCAGGAACAUUUGCAGUGAAUUAAACUACUGAAGCUGCCACUAUGCUGCCAAAGCAGGUGAGUAAAGGGGGGGAAAUUGGGUGGGUGGGGAUGUGCCCAAAUCAGUUUGGCAAUCCUUUUCUGGACUGCCGGACUGGUUCGGAGGUCCAGUGUUCAGCAGUUGGGAGUGGGGUUACCUUUUAAGGGACCGGGAGUGUGCUCUUCCCCCCCCUCCCAUUUUCCCCGCCAAAAUCACUGCCUCAGGGCACCAUCUGGGCAGCAUCAAAUCAGAAGUGCCCGAUGCGUGUGCACACGUGUCAAGCACUUCCGGUUUGACCCUGACAGGGGUAGGUCAGCAUCAAACUGGCAGGGGUUACUGGCAUCUGUUUAAGACUUCUCACAUGAUUUUGUGGCUCCCAUUCUGCUUGGGGCAUAUCAGAACAGGUCCUGCUGCUGCAUUCACGUAAAUCAGUGGCUCCCAAUCUAGGAGCCUCCAGAUGUUGCUGAACUACAACUCCCGUCAUCUCCCAAUUACAACUCCCAACUAUAAUUUAUUGUGGCUAGGGCUGAUGGGAGUUGUAGUUCAGCAACAUCUGGAGGCCCCCAGGUUGGGAACCACUGCUCUAAAUCAUGCAAAACUUCCCAAACAUGGUUUAAGAUUUGAAAGACAGCUCAGUACUGGCUUUCAUCCCUUGCAGACAGGUUAAAACAGCAGGUGUGUGUGCAUAUUGGCUCACUGUGAUGUCUAUGGGAAAACCAAAAACCCUGUACCAUCAACGCUGUCAAUCAGCUCAACGAAGAAGGGUUCUUAGAGCUAUUCUUGCUGAAUGGGAGUGGUAGCUUUCUGGCUUUGAGCUAGUCAGUUACUAGGAGAUGUUAUGAAGGAUGGCUCAUCUGUUUUAAUUAUUUCCCCAAUCCUUGUUAGGCUCUCCUUACUCUAAGAACCAUGGCGAUGCUCACGUAACAAACUAGUUUUGACUGUGUGAUUACUGUCCAGUUAACACUCACCUGAAGAG